Coregonus sp. 'balchen' is the source of this 600-nucleotide messenger RNA. The record is from the annotation of a GenBank genome assembly. NCBI's taxonomy places the organism in Eukaryota, Metazoa, Chordata, Actinopteri, Salmoniformes, Salmonidae.
AUGUCUGUAUAUACGAGAAAAACAAACCAUAUUCAGAAGAACCUCACCAGGACAGAAGAACAGGCACUUAAUGAACUAAUUAAAGACUCAUCUUCAUCAAACCUGCAGACAAGGGGGGUGCUGUGGUCGUUUUUACACUAUGAAAAAUACAAAGAAGAGAUUCAGAAACAACUCAGUAAUUAACGUUUGAUCCCACACAGGUGUUCCAAAGGGAUAUUAGCUGAAAUCUGGAGCAAGCCCUAUUAAACAACCUUAUCUCAAAACCUGAAUAUGAAUACCUUUUCUGCAAAUGUGCCAUAUGUCCAUGCCUGUACAUUUUGCCUAAUUUACACAAACCUAAAACACAAGGCAAUUAUCCAGGCAGACCAGUGGUUGCAAGAAUAGGCUCAAUGCUAGAGCCAUUGUUGAACUUUGUAGACUCUUUUAUUACAUCUCAUGUAAAAAGCAUUGCCAUCAUAUGUGAAAGACUCUAUAGACUUCAUAAAUAAGAUCUCACCAAUAACGGGAUUAACAGAAGACUGUAUUUUGGUCACAUUAGAUGUCGAGAGUCUAUAUACCAGCAUUCCCCCCAUGUGGGGUCUGGCAGCCCUAGGUCACUAA